Molecule: messenger RNA, 3064 nt
Organism: Eublepharis macularius
Lineage: Eukaryota; Metazoa; Chordata; Lepidosauria; Squamata; Eublepharidae
Gene: ZFPM2
Product: zinc finger protein, FOG family member 2
Exons: 3
Coding region: 57-2885 (942 amino acids)
Biological process (GO): positive regulation of transcription by RNA polymerase II; cell differentiation; heart development
Cellular component (GO): nucleus
Molecular function (GO): RNA polymerase II-specific DNA-binding transcription factor binding
Source: RefSeq, a predicted model, not a curated record
AAGAGCUAAUUGCCUUUGUUGUAGAUUUUGACUCAAGGCUGCAAGCUGCCACUCAGAUGACUCUAACAGAGGGGAUGUAUCCUGCUCGAUUGCUGGACUCCAUACAGUUGCUCCCUCAACAAGCUGCCAUGGCCUCCAUUUUGCCGACGGCCAUUGUCAACAAGGAUAUCUUCCCCUGUAAGUCUUGUGGUAUUUGGUAUCGGAGCGAGCGAAAUCUGCAGGCUCACCUCAUGUACUACUGCAGCGGGAGACAACGAGAAGGAGCUCAACUAUCAGAAGAAAAUGACGAGAGUAUUCAGCAGAUAUCUAGCGUCUGUCCUUUUCCACAGUGCACCAAAAGCUUUUCGAAUGCCAGGGCCCUGGAAAUUCAUCUAAAUUCUCACAGUGGAGUAAAAAUGGAAGAGUUUCUUCCCUCUGGCGCGAAUCUGAAAUGCACAGUUUGCAGCUACACUGCAGACUCCGUGAUCAACUUCCAUCAGCACCUGUUCUCACAUCUCACUCAAGCUGCCUUUAGAUGUACUCACUGCCAUUUUGGCUUCCAGACUCAAAGGGAGCUGCUGCAGCACCAAGACCUUCAUGUUCCAGGCAACAAGCUGCAGCGAGAAAGCGACACUGAACACUCUCCAAGUGGCAAUGAAGAGGCUUUGCAGUCAGCUACAGAUCCACUGAACAGAAAUGAUGGCUCCCAGGGUCAAAAGCCAAUGCACACAAAGGAUGCGAGUUCUGACACUGAGCUUGACAAAUGUGAAAAAAAGACUCCCCUUUUCCUUCCCAGUCAGAGGCCAGAAACACAACCCACCACAACCAAGCAAAGCUUUUCCUAUACUAAAAUUAAAUCUGAACCCUCUAGCCCACGGCUUGCUUCUUCCCCAGUGCAGCCUAAUUUAGGCCCAUCUUUCCCCAUGGGGCCUUUUCUUUCGCAGUUUGCUUUCCCCCAGGACAUCACAGUGGUUCCUCAGGCUUCGGAGAUCUUAGCCAAAAUGUCUGAGCUGGUUCAUCGGCGGCUGAGGCACGGAAGUAACAGCUACCCCCCUGUCAUUUACAGCCCGCUAAUGCCAAAAGGAGCUACCUGUUUUGAGUGCAACAUAACAUUCAACAAUUUGGACAACUACUUAGUACACAAAAAACAUUACUGUAGCAGUCGAUGGCAACAGAUGGCAAAGUCACCGGAUUUCACCAGUGUUUCAGAAAAGCUGCCUGAGGCUGUUAGUCCCAACAAUGGUCAAAAUUCAAUCAAUAUUUUGAAUGCCACGCCUCACACUUCAGACCCAGAAAAUCAGCUCCUUCAGGCAUCCUGUAUCAACUCCUCUACUGUAUUAGACAUGAUUGGGCCAAACAGUAAGGGGCAUGAAAAAGACUUUUCUUCACAGGUGAAGAAGCUGUCAAAUGCUGCCAACAACGAUGAUAAAAUUAAUGGGAAACCUUUGGAUGGCAAGAACCCAACUACUGGUCCACUAAUAGAAGGAGAAAGUGAUCCCAACAAAACCACAUGCGAAGCUUGCAAUAUUACUUUCAGUAGGCAUGAAACGUACAUGGUUCACAAGCAGUAUUACUGUGCUACACGCCAUGAUCCUCCACUUAAGAGAUCUGCUUCCAGCAAAGUGCCUGCCAUGCAGAGGACAAUGCGUACCCGCAAGCGAAGGAAGAUGUAUGAGAUGUGCCUACCAGAGCAGGAGCAGAGGCCACAACUCGUUCAACAGCGAUUUCUUGAAGUGGCUAAUCUUGCAAACCCAUGUACAUCUUCACAGGAGCCAACAGAUAAUCUAGGAGAGUGCUACCAUCCACGAUGCGAUAUCUUUCCAGGAAUAGUUUCAAAGCAUUUAGAAACGUCAUUGUCCAUUAAUAAAUGUGUCCCCGCCUCAAAAUGUGACACGCCACAUUCAACAGUUUCUUGCUUGGAGAUGGAUGUACCUAUAGAUCUAAGCAAAAAAUGUUUGUCCCAGUCUGAUAGGACAUCCACUUCCCCUAAAAGGUUGUUGGACUACCAUGAAUGCACCGUGUGCAAGAUCAGUUUUAACAAGGUAGAGAAUUACUUGGCCCAUAAGCAGAAUUUUUGUCCUGUCACUGUGCAUCAACGUAAUGAAAUGGGACAGCUGGAUGGCAAGGUAUUUCAAAACCCAGAAAGUGAACGCAACAGCCCUGAGGUCAGCUAUGAACGAAGCAUAAUCAAAUGCGAUAAAAAUGGAAACUCAAAACAGUCAUCUCCCAAUGGAAACUUGUUUUCUACACAUUUAGCAACUCUUCAAGGACUUAAAGUCUUUAGUGAAGCUGCUCAGCUAAUUGCUACAAAAGAAGAAAACAAACACUUGUUUCUUCCACAAUGCCUUUAUCCAGGAGCAAUAAAGAAAGCUAAAGGAGCAGAUCAGCUUUCUCCAUAUUACGGAAUAAAGCCAAGCGAUUAUAUUUCCAGUUCCCUUGUUGUUCAUAAUAAUGAUGCAGAUCAAAGUACAAAUGCAGAAAGUGAAUCUCUGAAGAGCCAGACCCCCUCAAAUGGGUGCCCUGUACAGAAGAAGGAAUCUCUGCCACUUCUGCCAAAAAACAGAGGCAUGGUAAUAGUUAAUGGUGGACUAAAACAGGAAGAAAGGCCUGUGGCCAAUCCACAGCAAGAGAACAUUUCCCAGAAUCCUCAGCAGCAUGAAGAUGGACAUAAAUCUCCAUCUUGGGCCUCUGAUAAUGCUUUAGCUGCCAAUGAAAAUGUCUCUCCAACAAUUCCUGCAGCAGAAGAACAAUUAUCUAGUAUAUCAAAAGGUGUGAAUGGUUCUACGCAGGCUCCUACAAGUGGAAAGUAUUGUCGUCUGUGUGACAUCCAAUUCAACAACCUAUCAAACUUUAUAACUCAUAAGAAGUUUUAUUGCUCAUCACAUGCAGCAGAACAUGUCAAAUAAAAUCCCUGGUCCUCCUUUGGUACCUGUGUUUAGUACAUUAUUCCAUACAGUUGAAAGAGAGAGCUGUUUGUAUUACUUCUGGACAAUCAGGCGUUUAUUCAUUAUUGCUGAGUUGAAGACUUUAAAGGUGUACUUCCAUCUCAGUCCAUUAGUAAAGUGUAAUCUUGGUGCCAUUUUCA